Adineta ricciae is the source of this 876-nucleotide messenger RNA. The record is from the annotation of a GenBank genome assembly. Lineage: Eukaryota; Metazoa; Rotifera; Eurotatoria; Adinetida; Adinetidae.
AUGUGCACAUCUGAUACGAAAAUGACAAGAGAAGGUCUUGAUCUUGCUAUUAACGACGAACAUCUACCAAGGAAGUCUUCCCGAACAGUGACAUUUACCUUAGGCUCUCCCACCUCAUCGUCGAGAUCAUCGUUAUGCUCACAAGAGAAUGACUCUACGUCGUUUGAAACUCCGACUGAAGAACAGCGAAUACUUCAACAUUCCGAAUCCUGUACACUCGAAGAUUCUCGACGUCGACCACUGAUUGAAGAUCCGUACCAAUUAACACCUAAUCUACAAAUUCUUGAUGAUUGGAUGAUUAUUGAUAGCAGAACAGUUUCUGUCAUGCAUUACGAACGUACGAUAUCAUACAAACAUACCGUUACGACUACGACGUCUUAUGUAUUGAUCCGAACAACUGGCAAAAAUCGACGGGAACUAAGUGAAGCACAUGGAUUUUCCGAAGAACAAAUUGCUGUAUUCGAAGAAUCAUUUUCGGUACUGGAUAGAGAUGGCGAUGGAAGUAUCUCGAAUUCGGAAAUACACUCUCUUAUGAACUCACUUGGAUAUUCGCCAAGUCACGAAGACAUUUCAUCUGUGAUAUCAAAAGUAGAUAUUGAUGGUGAUGGUAGUGUCGAUUUUGACGAAUUUCUGAUCAUGAUGCAAAGGCGAAAAUCAAUAGGUGGAAGUGGAACAGAAUUACAAAAAGUUUUCAAUGUUUUCGACAAGAACAAAGAUGGUUACAUCGAUAAAGAUGAACUAUACGACAUGCUCGCAAGACUUGGUGAACAUAUAACUGAAGAAGAUGUGAUAGAAAUGAUCUCUGAAGCUGAUUGUCUUGACCACGAUGGGAAAGUAUCCUACGAAGAAUUCAAAGCAAUCUUGCAUCCGAAAUAA